This is a messenger RNA of Mesoplodon densirostris (Blainville's beaked whale), 966 nucleotides long. It is a transcript of the gene NXPH2, whose product is annotated as neurexophilin 2. The record is from RefSeq and is a predicted model, not a curated record. Gene Ontology annotation, molecular function: signaling receptor binding. The transcript has 3 exons. Lineage: Eukaryota; Metazoa; Chordata; Mammalia; Artiodactyla; Ziphiidae. The coding region runs from base 1 to 966 and encodes 321 amino acids.
AUGGCAAGAAAGAAGCCACAGCUGAUCUUACCCAAGUAUGAGAUGACUGAAAGAGAGCUCCCAGGAUAUAUACCUGGCUGUGCCGGUAGUCAGCAAGGUACUUCUAGAAGUUCAGGGAGUUGUGCAGGCAUAAACGUCAGCCCAGUGGACCAUGCAGUUCAGACCUAUGUUGUUCAAGGGUCCACUGUAUUAGGUUCUAUGGAGAAGACAAGAAAGAAAGAGCUGUUUUGUGACAGUAAAAAGGUGGUGCAUGCCACAGAAGGGCUGGAUUGGGAAGACAAAGAUGCUGCGGGGACACUGGUGGGAAACGUGGUACACUCAAGGAUCAUCAAUCCUCUGCGCCUGUUUGUUAAACAGUCUCCAGUCCCCAAGCCCGGACACUUGGCGUAUGCAGACAGCUUGGAAAACUUUUGGGAUUGGCUGGCCAAUAUCACGGAGGUUCAGGAGCCCUUGGCAAGAACUAAACGGAGGCCAAUAGUGAAAACGGGAAAAUUUAAGAAAAUGUUUGGAUGGGGCGACUUCCAUUCCAACAUUAAAACUGUUAAGCUCAACCUCCUCAUCACGGGGAAAAUCGUUGACCAUGGAAAUGGAACCUUCAGUGUUUAUUUCCGACAUAAUUCCACAGGCCUGGGCAAUGUUUCAGUGAGUUUGGUACCCCCCUCCAAAGUGGUGGAAUUUGAAGUUUCCCCACAGUCUACCUUGGAGACCAAGGAAUCCAAAUCUUUCAAUUGUCGCAUUGAGUAUGAAAAAACAGAUCGGGCGAAGAAGACUGCCCUGUGCAACUUCGACCCGUCCAAGAUCUGCUACCAGGAGCAGACUCAGAGCCACGUUUCCUGGUUGUGUUCCAAGCCCUUCAAGGUCAUUUGCAUCUACAUUGCCUUUUACAGUGUUGAUUAUAAACUUGUGCAAAAGGUCUGUCCUGACUACAAUUACCAUAGUGAGACUCCAUACUUAUCUUCUGGCUGA